Molecule: messenger RNA, 5111 nt
Organism: Portunus trituberculatus (swimming crab)
Lineage: Eukaryota; Metazoa; Arthropoda; Malacostraca; Decapoda; Portunidae
Gene: Usp5
Product: ubiquitin carboxyl-terminal hydrolase 5-like
Exons: 15
Coding region: 64-2493 (809 amino acids)
Biological process (GO): protein deubiquitination
Molecular function (GO): cysteine-type deubiquitinase activity; protein binding; zinc ion binding
Source: RefSeq, a predicted model, not a curated record
GCGGUGUUGCUUCAGUGAAAACAUCGGAACGAGUCAGCAGUGUUUGGGUGACUCGCCGCCGCGAUGGAAGAACUGAGACAGCACUUCAGCAGGAUCCGCGUGCCCCAAGGCGGGGACAAAGUGUACAAGGAUGAGUGCAUGUUCUCCUUCGACACACCGGAAAGUGAGACUGGGUUGUAUGUCUGUCUGAAGACCUUCCUGGGUUGGGGCAAAGAAUAUGUCUCACAAUACUCUCAACGUACAGGAAACUGUGUCUUUCUGCAUCUCAGGCGCAUCAAGAAGGAACUACCCCCAGAGAAGGAGAUGGAGCCUGAGAAGAAGAUAGCACGCCUUGCUAUAGGUGUGGAAGGCGGCUUCAACCCUGAUGCUAACAAGAAGAGGUAUGAGUAUGAAGAACACAACUCAGUUGUCAUCCUGCCAGCCUUUACCACAAUACCACUACCUAAUCCAGAGCUUCCAGAGAUUGUGCAACAGAGUGUGGCUGGUGUGCUAAAGGCAGAGUCUGCCUUGCAUUUAGCUGAGAUUGAGGCAGCUGCUGGGGCGUGGGAUGGUGAGGUGCGGCAAGUUUCCAAACAUUCGGCAAACCUUGUGCAGCUGGACAAUGGAGUCAAGGUUCCUCCCCGUGGAUGGAAGUGUGAGCAGUGUGACAAGACAGACAAUCUGUGGCUUAAUUUAACUGAUGGGAAGAUUCUUUGUGGUCGAAGACAGCUGGAUGGUUCAGGAGGAAAUAAUCAUGCUGUUGAAUACUAUGAGAAGACAAAGUACCCACUUGCAGUGAAGCUUGGCACCAUCACACAGGAUGGGAAUGCUGAUGUUUACAGCUAUGAUGAGGAUGAUAUGGUGCUUGAUCCCAAUCUAGUGAAGCACUUGGCACACUUUGGUAUCAAUGUUAAAGUUAUGGAGAAAACUGAGAAGACAAUGCUGGAGCUGGAGAUUGAUUACAAUCAACGGGCAUGGGAGUGGUCACGCCUUACAGAAUCCGGUACAAAAUUGGUACCCAAGUUUGGGCCAGGAUUCACAGGGAUGAGGAACCUUGGUAAUUCAUGUUACAUAAAUUCUGUGAUGCAAGUGCUCUUCACCAUCCCAAGCUUUGUUGAAAGAUUCUACAAUAUAAGGCAGACCACCCUGGAGAACUACCAAGGCUCUAAUCCUUCAGAGGACUUCAGUGUUCAGAUGUGUAAACUUGCUGCUGGUUUGCUGUCAGGAAGGUACUCAGAGCCUCCCAACACUUUAGACAAGAGCAAAGAUGUUGAUGACCUUCAACCAGGCAUUUCCCCUCUUAUGUUUCGGACAUUGGUUGGGAAAGGCCACCUAGAGUUUUCCACCAAGAAGCAGCAGGAUGCCAUGGAAUUUCUGGAGCAUGUGCUGAAAAUGACAGCCUGCAACUCUGUUGGUACAACUGAUCCUGGCAACUGCUUUAAGUUUGAGGUCGAAGAUAAAUUUGUGUGCAGUGCCAGUGGGAAAGUGCGUUUUGUCACUCGACCAGAUCAGUACCUGCCUUUCCCAGUCCCCAUGGAGGAGGCCAUCAACAAAGAAGAGGUGGCAGCAUACCAAGCCAGGAAAGCAGAGGCACAGGCUGCGCAGAAGGCAUUACCUGAAGAACAAGUCAGAGCUAAAAUUCCCUUUGAUGUGUGUUUAUCAAAGUUAGCAUCACCUGAAGAAGUAAUGACACAGAGCUCUGCAGCUGGAAAGGAAGUGCCAAUGCAUAAGAUCACUCGUCUCCGCACCUUCCCUGAUUACUUGAUCAUCCAGUUGGUGAAGUUUGGGAUUGGUCAGGACUGGGUGCCCAUGAAGUAUGACAUUUCAAUUGACAUGCCAGAGAUCCUUGACCUUUCUGUGCUUAAAGGCUUUGGACUACAACCUGGGGAAGAGCUACUACCAGAAACUGCAGAACCACCAAAAGAGCCACAGAUCAACAUUGAAAUAGUGCAGCAACUGGCUGAAAUGGGGUUCCCAUGGGAGGCCUGUCGGAAAGCUGUCCACUACACUGGCAAUACUGGCUCUGAGUCAGCCAUGAACUGGGUAAUGGAGCAUAUGGGUGAUGCUGACUUUGCUGACCCUCUUGUCUUGGAGGAUAAGAAAUCCAGUGGUAAUGACAACUUCACCCCUAAUGAGGAAGGGCUAGGCAUGCUUAUGUCCAUGGGUUUCACCAGGGAUCAGGCAACACUUGCCCUCAAGGAAACCAGUAAUAAUCUGGAGCGUGCAGCUGACUGGAUAUUCUCCCACCAGCAUGAACUGGAUUCACUAUUAGCAGCACAGAGUGGAGCAGCUGCUGUUCCUCCACAAAAACCAACUUACACAGAUGGCCCACCAAAGUAUGAACUAAGUGCUUUCAUCAGCCACAUGGGAACCUCAAUAUUUGUUGGACAUUAUGUAUGCCAUAUAAAGAAAGAUGGCGAGUGGAUCAUAUACAACGACAACAAAGUGUCCAAAUCAGUAGACCCACCUCUGGAUCUUGGUUAUAUUUAUCUUUAUAAGAGAAUUACGAACUAGCAGUAUCAAGGAACACAUCUUUAAAGAGACUGGUAACUAUGAAUAUCUUUAUACUGUUUCAUUCUUCAUUUAAAGUGUAUAAAUGCCUUGUGAUUAUAAAUUAAACCUAUACAUAUAUAUAUAUAAUGACAUACUUUAACUAAAAAGCAAAGGUAUUCGGUUAUGACGUUGAAGACAAUAUUUGUUACAAAAGUAGUGAAAAUUCUCAUUUAACCUGUGAUCACAUAGGGACAGUAUAGGGAGACUUCACAAAUAAUAAGUAGUCUAGUAGUACCAACAUCAGCAAUUAUUCUUUUCAUUCUGUUUUCUUAUCAUAAAGUCUGAACAAACUGAAGAUUAUUUAUUUUAGGUUUGCUAACUUAUAAACAUUGAUAUUUCAUGUUGUAUUUGAAAUAGUCUCCAAAAACCAUUUGAUUAUCAUUGGAUAUUUCCUAGGUCCAUAGUAUAUGACUGAACUUGAAGGGACUCAUGGCUCUGUCAUGCUUUUAGAAAGGUUUUGUUUUGUUUUGUUAUGUAAGCCCAUGUUCUGAGUAUUUGACAUCUGACUCAGUCACAGUUGCUUGUUCCAUGAUGCUAUUAUGUGCAUCAUUUUACACCACUUUGUACUGUAUGUGUAACACAUUUGGGUAUCAGCAGCAUAAGUAAACUAUUUGACAAUUUGGCCUUUGAAUUAGAGAAUACGUAUUGUGACAAUUACCACACAUAUGGCUUGAAGUUUUUAAGAACUCUAGAGUAAUAUUGUCCACACAUCAUAGUAUAUUUAUUGUUCUCUUUUGUUUACAGUGUUAGGUCACAAACAGACCUCAUUUUGCAUGAUUUUAUACUUAAUUUAUAUUUCUUUUGCUGAUCAUGAGCUUUAUUUGUUGGCAUACAGUUUACAGUUACUUAUUUAUUUAUUUCAGUUAAUUAUAUUUUUAUGCCUUUACACAAAUUAAGAAGUUACAUAGGACACUGUUGGUGAGCUUCACCAUAUGUAUGCUACCACACUUGCCUAUACUUAUAAAUGUAUCCUCUCAUGCUCUACUUAUCUGAAGUAAAGCACCAAGCUACUUUAAACAUUUUAUCCAUGAUUAUUAUGAUUGGAAUAUAUGUAUAGCUUCCAUGAAUAUGGUGAAUACAUUUAUGAAGGGAUGGAAGGCUUUACCAUUGCAUAAUGCUUACCUACUUGCUAUAUAGCUUUUGAUUCACAGUGUUUGUAAGAUGGCCUCCAGACAAUCAGAAACAGAGGACAAGAGGGUUAGCUCUAUAUGGAAAAGCAAUAGUACAAUGCAUGUUUGUGGACCUCAGAGUUUGGAAUUCUGUCCUUAACAAAUGGUAUUUUUAAAUAUAUUUUCUGUAUUUUUUGUUUUUAUGAGUAGAUAUCAGGGAAGUGGAGAGUGUAGAUCCUAUGCUGUGAGUAUAACUGCAUGUAGCUGUUCUUGCAGCUUUUAGGCAGUUAUAAAACACACACACACACACACACACACACACACACACACACACACACACACACACACACACAAGUUGUGUUCUUCAAACUUUUUUCAUUGCAUCCCAGUUUGAUUGUGCAUUCAUCUCACAACCAUGUGACAGUGAGACUAAAGGGAAUCCUGUUAUCCAGUUCAUCUUGUAAAAUAUUGUCACUGGCUGUGAAGUCUGAGCAUGAUUACAUGAUGUUAUCUUUUUUGUUCAGUACUUUUAGUAGAUAUGGAAAAUCAAAUUAAAGACAGGUACUAUAAAGAUCUGUUUUAAAUCAGUGAGUCUUUAUCCAUGACAGCAUGUAAAGGAAAACAUUCUGGCAGAGCACAUAUUGAACUGAAUCCUGCAAUUCAUAGGUCUAAGUAUUCACAGAAUGAUAAGUAGUAUACUGCAGUUACCCAAGUUGUGUGAAUUUUCAUUAUUAGUAAGAGUGAAAGAAAGUAGAGAUAUAGAAUGAAUGACACCUAGAUCACACUUUCAUGUAGGUGACUCAAGACAGAUGUUAGCAGUGCAAGAUGCUAAUCUAUCUAUGAGUGUCAAGUAAUGAUCAAAAGCAACAGUAUAGAUGAAAUAGAUGAGUAUAUGUUCUGUACUCAAUCAGUCUCGAUUUGGUAAUAGCCUAGGAGUGAACCACUCAAGAAUGUGGGCUGAUAAACACAGCAUUUAUAGUGCAGUAUCAUAAUUUAGUAAAUGCCGUUUUUUAUUUAAUUUUUGUUUUACUUAUUUUUAUUUAUUUUUUUAUUCAUUUAUUUUAAUUUUGUUUAUUUUUUUAUUUAAUUUAUUUUUUUAUUUAUUUAUUUUUUUUUAUUUAUUUAAUUUUUUUUUUUUUUUUUUUUUCAUGAUAAGCUUCAGCAAUACGGCCAAGUAAGUCAGUCAUUUUUAUUUUGGGAUAUUUAGUUGGCUUGACAUGCCUAAAAGUAUCUUAGCUUGCAAAAAAAGCCGUAGUACUCACUGUUUCACAUUGUUUGACUGAUCCACAGGUUAUAUGCAAGAUAGGCUUCCCUGUGUUAGUACUACCUACAUACUACAGUAAUGGCAGUAAAUGCUUAACUUAUUUUUUUAUUUACAUUAUUGCUGUUUGAAUUUUUUAUUCCAUUACAACUAGUCACUUCAGGACUAGCAGUGUGAACUCGUUUUAUAAUAAAAAUACCAAAUGCCAA